AUGGCUAUCCUACCCAAGCCGCCUACCUUUGACGAUCCCUACGAAGAGCGAGCCUUUCGCAAGUUCAGGCUCGCGCAGACGUACAGGAUCUUCGGAAAGCUUGGCUAUGACGAAGGCUUUGCGGGACACAUAACCGUUCGCGAUCCGGUCUUGCCGGGCCAUUUUUGGGUCAAUCCGCUCGGAUUACACUUCAAGCUCAUUCAGCCCAAGGAUCUUCUCCUCGUGAAUUCAGCAGGACAGGUAAUCGAGCAUGGCGAGAGGCAAGCGCUCAACACGGCCGCUUUCAUGAUACACUCAGCUAUCCAUCGCGCUCGCCCAGAUAUCACAUGUGCCGCUCAUAGUCAUUCUAUCUAUGGCAAGGCUUUCUCUGCGACCGGUCGGAUGUUGGAGCCGAUCUCACAGGAGAGUUGCGCCUUUUACGAGGAUCAUGCGGUGUACAGUGCAUACAGAGGCGUCGUGCUCGGCCACGAAGAGGGCCAGGCCAUCGCCAAGGAGCUGGGAAGCGCCAAGGCCAUCAUCUUGCGCAAUCACGGCAUCAUCGCCACCGGGAACACGAUAGAAGGCGCGCUGUACUUCUACCUGUGCCUCGAGAAGGCGUGCCGCAUCCAGCUGCUGGUAGAUGCGGCGAGCACGAGGGGGCCGCCUGUGCUCAUUGACCCUGAAGAAGCUAAAGCGACUAGUGCGAAGGUUGGAAACCCCUUCGCUGGGUGGCUCAAUGGCCUUAUCGAGUACGAGCUCCUGGAGGCCGAAGAGGGUAUAUCGUGGAAGGGAAAGGAAUGA
Messenger RNA from Punctularia strigosozonata HHB-11173 SS5, 780 nucleotides. RefSeq names its product class II aldolase/adducin domain-containing protein. The transcript has 6 exons. The record is from RefSeq and is a predicted model, not a curated record. Lineage: Eukaryota; Fungi; Basidiomycota; Agaricomycetes; Corticiales; Punctulariaceae. The coding region runs from base 1 to 780 and encodes 259 amino acids. Gene Ontology annotation, cellular component: cytoskeleton. Gene Ontology annotation, molecular function: actin filament binding.